AUGUACACAAAUGUAUCUCGUAGUGGUUCAUCUUCCACUGUUACACCUCAACAACCAAAAAUUUAUUUACAAAAUCAGUUAACUCUGUCAAAACCUAGCAGUGAAGAAAUGGAACGUCCGGGGACGAGGAGAGGAGGACGCCCUGGAAGUCAAUCAACAACAACAACAACUCCUGCUGAAGAGGAAAAUAACAAUACAAGACAAAGAUUUGUGCCGAAUACGAAUGGCAGACAACCACCUGUAGUGGAUGUUUGGACGCGUGAUCAGUCCAGUCGUAACAGCGAAUUUGUCAUUCCUACUUCGUCCUCUUCAAAUUCAUCCUACACUAAUCAGCGCCACAAAGCUUCGGGAACGCCUCCAGCUUCUUCAAUUAACCAUUCUGGAAAUAUCUCAGCCUCGUCUUCAACAAAAAGGCAAGGUGGAUAUCCAGAAUUAAGCGAUCCUGAGAGGUAUAGCUCUGAACAAUUUGAUGAGUCUGAUGAUGAGGAAGACAAAAAGGAAGAAAAGGAGGAAACGGAAGACGAAGAUAUAAAGGAGGAAAAGGAAGAAGAGGUCGACGACUUUACGAAGCGUUUAAGGGAUUUGGCUAUUUUACGUACCAGAAGUUUACACGAAUCCAUUCGCUCAAAUAUUAUUAAUACCCAAGUAACAACGAGUAAUAAAGCCCCACUCCCUCCAAUAAUCCCUACAGACAAUUUAAUAAGCCGUAGAUCAAGCGAAAACAGCAACGAAAAAAUUGUUAAAAAUAUUAGUGGAAGCAACAGAAAAGUUCCCUCAAAAGUUGGAAGUAAUUCAACUAAUAGUAGCCAAAAUUCCCAGCCUUCUAGUACAAGGAAAAAUUCAUCAGAGCAAAGCUUUGAGAAACAAUUGGAAUUAAUAAAAAAUAAAUUUGAGGAAAGCACAAAUAAAAAUAAACUAGUUUUGAAGUCUUCUGCCUCCUCUAGCUCUUCGAAUUUGUCCCUAUCUCAACCUCCACAAAAUUUAUCAACUUCAAAAUCAUCACAAGAGAUUGAAGCUGAGGCUCAACAACUUGAACAACAAUUAAAAUAUAAAGAGGAAGGGAAUAAAUCUUUCAAUAAAUCCAGAAAAAAUUCUGGAUCAUCUUCAAGUAAUUCAAACGAAAGAGACCAAUUAAAUGGAGAAAAUUCAAAAAUAACUUAUGAGUUUCAGCAACGACAACGUCGAGCUUCUCAACAAAGGCAACAACAAAAAUCAGAAGAAGGAUCAAGCAUUGUUCUUCAACAAAGAGUUCCUUUGGGGUUUGGAUCGAGUAUAUCAAAUAAAUUUAGAUUUUGCCUUCUAUCAGCUAGUGGAAGACAAAGGGCCAAUACACAAAAUUAUAGAAAACGAAGUUCAAGUCUUGUAGCACCUCGAAAGGAGGAAGAUUCUGGGACAUACCGAGCCUGGGUAAAACAAAAACAACACGAACAAAAAGCUAAAAGAGAACGUGAGGAAGCUGAAAAGACUGCUCUAGAACAACAACGUUCAGAAAAACGGGAACUUGCUGCAAAAAAUUUUAAUCGUUGGAAGUCAGAAUUAGAAAGACGUCUGGCUGAGAAAAAGGCAGCAGAACGAUUAAAAGCUCAGAAAAAGGCCGAACAAGAGAAACAAAAAAAGUUUUUAGAGUUUUUAAAUAAGAAAGAACACAAAUUUUUAAGAGAACAAAAACAACUAGAAGCACAACAAACAUUCCAAUCUUGGAAAAAACAGGACGAAAUAAGAAGAAAAAUACAAAAGGAACGGGCCAAAAGUGUUGAACAACGUAUUGCUAAACAGACUGAACAAAAUAAGGAGCAGAAACGAAGGGAGGCUGAAGCCGCUUUUCAUGCUUGGAUUCAAAUGGCUGAUGAACGUUUGAGAACUCAACAUGCCCUAAAACAAGAAGAGGAGGAGCGUAAAGAAGAGGAACGUCGUGAACAGAGUAAAGCAAAAGCCAGAAUUGCUGAAGAAGCUUAUUCCUUGUGGAUGAAUAUGAAGGAGGAAGAACGCAAAUAUAGACGAAGCCUCGCUUUUAGAAUUCUCGACUUUGAACGACGUGCCAACAGUGAAAGGUCUAUAACUCCAUGGAUUCCCACAAGCCCAACAGUCAUUCACAGUACACACUCACGUUCUACUUUGCUCACUCCUCCCUUAAAUUCUGCAAAAGGUAGAAGACGAACUUUAGAGAAGAAAUUGGUUUUGCCCGAUUGGAGGAAACAUCAAAAAAAUAAAAAUAAUUUGGAAACAAAAUCUGCAAUAAAUUCUAGCUCUAAUAGACGGCCUUGGCGUUAA
Molecule: messenger RNA, 2271 nt
Organism: Meloidogyne enterolobii
Lineage: Eukaryota; Metazoa; Nematoda; Chromadorea; Rhabditida; Meloidogynidae
Source: the annotation of a GenBank genome assembly